GACGGAGGCGGGCGGCGGGAGGGACCGGCAGGCUUUUGUGGCGCAGCCGCCUCUCUAGCAGCUCCGGCCCCAGCCCGCGGCUCGCGGACCUGCAGCCCAGCCCGGCCGCGCUGCGUGCCCCGGCGCGCACCCCUCCCACUCCCAUCCACUCGGAGCCACGUCCCCUGCCCGGCUCCGGCCGGCUCCCACCGUCCCCGGCCACCGUCUUCGCCCCUGCCCGGCCCCCGCCCCUUCCAGCCACUACCCCGCCCCCACCCCCUUCUCCACCCGCACGGACUAGGCAGAGGCCUCCCGCGGUCAGGCCAGGCCGGGUCCAAUUAGGGGACUCACAGCCUGCCCCGCUGUGCACCCCGAGGAGGCCCGGCCCCUGUGUCCAAUCCGGAAGUCGCAGGGAAGUGGGGAGGUCAGGAUGGUGGCGCCCGCGGCUUGGGUCUUCCUCCGGGCAGUGCGCGCGGCUCUCACUUCCACGGUCCCGGACCUGCUCUGCCUCCUGGCCCGAGGCUCCCCUCGUGGCCUCGCGUCUGGUCGCCUACCCCUCGCGGUCCACUCCGCCCAGCAUGGACCUGGAUCCGGGGCGCCUUGGUUGCGAAGUGCCAGGAGGGCCCUGAGAUUUGUGUUGUCAAAACACUGGGGGGAUGAUUGUUACCUGACAAACCGCCUCUGGCAGGACCUGAAGCCUCCCAGUCACGUCGAGAACGGGCAGGAGCUCAGGUUGGCGCCGCCGGUGCAGUGGGCAUUACAGCCAAAGAAUUUAGAACGAGUCUACGUGGACACGCAAGUUUCAGCGAGCGGGGAUUUCCUGCGAGGCCGAGCGCGAGGAACAGCCGGCCCCGGAGGCUCGGGCUCGGGGUCUCCCCGGGAACGCGGCCGACUGAGAAGGCCGGGGCGCUCGCCGGGCGCGGCGCCGUCCUCCGUGUCGCCGGGACGGAAGGAGGCGACGCAGGCCAGGAGUCGUGCGCGCGGGUGGCGAGGGGGCGCUGUGGCCCGUGUCUGCCGGCCCGAGUCCCAGCAACGGUGGGCGCGACCCACCUCCUCCCACGGCGGCUUAAUUCGGGGAAGAAGAAAAAACGGCAUCGAGGCAUUUCAAUAAAACCUAAGCGAUUCCUGAUCCUUUCUCAUUGUGGUUCCUUAUGAGCUUUCGGUGUCUGGCGGGGAAACAGUUACCGUUCGGGGGUGUGGCAAACUUUUUUGGCAAUUAAGAUGAAAUAGACACUUCUAUGUGUGUUUCCUUUAAUGAAGUAACAUUGGAAAUGUAAGUGGUUUCAAUGCAUCAAAUCACAUCGCUACCGUAUUCACGGUCACCGGCCCUCCCGUUCCAGGGCUCCCCGCGUUUGUCGAGGGAGAGAGCGAGGCAGGAACAGGGGGCCAGGGACAUGAGAAGUUUGGCUAAGAAAUUUUUAUUUUCUUUGAAAACAAAUGCGUUGUUAUAAAUGGAACAAAAUUUAAGUCAACAUGGAACCCACAUCUCUUUCAAACGUCGUUUCUAGGUCUAGUACUCUGUGAGUAGGUUGGACUGGAUUUCACGCUCAACCGGCAUUUCUAGGCUCUCAAAGACGCUUCCGAGGCCUAAAUGUUUUCCUGGAAAACACGUGCAGAGGAGCAUCCGUGGGAGACUGAAAGGUCCCCGCAGCUCCAGUCCUGGCAGGAUGUGCAAGGCCUCUCGAGGUUUUCAAAUGGGCCCCCGAGGCCUGGGAGAUCCCCGAGUAGCCACGCGGGCGCCACUUCAGGGACUCGGGGCGGCGGCUACUGUGGGCCGGGAGGGCCCCCGCCCGGGCUGCUCUGAGCGCCUGGACCCGGGACCCUGCGCGCGCUCUUUUCUUUUUCUUUCGUUUCUUUCUUUCUUAUUUAUUUAUAAUUUACAUUCUAGGGACCUCGUAUUCAGCUAACCAGCUCUUGCUUACUUAACUGCCCUGUUUUUAGUUCCGGAUUUCUGGGAGGUCUCCCCAUGGCUAACUUGUCCCUCCCGGCUUCCUUUAGCGCUCUGCAAAAUUUGCCUUCCUCCCACAGAUGCCCCGCCUCCGACGUGCUUCCUGAAGUUUCUCUCCCGCUCAGGGUGCCCACAAUCCUGAAUUCUCCAGCAUCUCGCCGACUCCGUCUCUAUCCUCCUCUCCUUCCUAAUCUCGCGCUGGCUUCGCCCUGUUCUCUCUCCUCCUCCUUCCUACGCGCCCCGCCCCCUCCCCCCAGGUCGCACCUCUCCCCGCCCGGGUCGGGAGCCCCUCGUGGCCAGGCGUCCGAGCGGCUCAAGGCCGAGGUCCGCCACGCUGGGCCGCUCGUGUGCGGCUCUCACCCGGCAGACCCUGGAAACGGCGCUUCCCGCCAGCUGCGGCUCCAGCCUGGGAGGGAGCGCAGCGCGGGGAGCCUGCAGCGUCUGGAGAGUGAGGAAAAGGGACAUUCCUUGGAAAUGGACAGAGCCGAGUUCCUUAAAGGGAUCGCAGUUGAAAGAGACCCUCUUCAAAAUCAGCAACGACCUGGCAGCCUUAGUUCCUCAACAGGAGAUGGUUCGAAGAUGAAAUGUUUGAAACUCCGCCGCCGUUUCACCUUUGCACACACGCGCACGGCAGGCCCAGAUCCGCACAGAGACGCAGACACGCGCGCACUCGCGCUUCCCGGAGAGGUCGGCGCGUCUCGCUGAAGCUGUUCUGGUCAAGUGGAGUUGUCAGGGCUUUGUUUUGUUUUUGUUUUGUCUAUUAAAUGUGUUUUACAAGACAGUCUUCAGCAGAACUUAGCUCCCUCAACCCUCCGUCCCUCCAGCAGCUCCUCCGUGGCUCUGCAAUCUUCUAUUUAAACACCAGAGCGCACCUCGGUGCUGGCCUCGGCGGGGGUGCGGGGUGCGGGUCGCGGGGUGUGCGGUCACCCAGGAGGCUGCGAAGAGUGCAGGGGUCAGCUCCAUCCCGACGAAAGCAGAUAGGACUCCUCGCUCGCAAGAAACACUGGAGAAAAGAAAAUAAUUCCUCGAGUGUUUUUACAAUUAUUUUAAUCCAACCAGCGAGGCUCUAAAGAGCGUUUGUCUUGAGGCCGUGUUGAAUACCCUUUGCCAACUGUAAAUUAGGCGUGUGUGCCCGAAA
This is a messenger RNA of Pan troglodytes (chimpanzee), 3065 nucleotides long. RefSeq names its product IRX2 divergent transcript (gene IRX2-DT). The transcript is spliced from 3 exons. Lineage: Eukaryota; Metazoa; Chordata; Mammalia; Primates; Hominidae. The record is from RefSeq and is a predicted model, not a curated record. Bases 410 to 1090 code for a protein of 226 amino acids.